Molecule: messenger RNA, 2174 nt
Organism: Bombina bombina (fire-bellied toad)
Lineage: Eukaryota; Metazoa; Chordata; Amphibia; Anura; Bombinatoridae
Gene: ENDOV
Product: endonuclease V
Exons: 11
Coding region: 339-1376 (345 amino acids)
Biological process (GO): DNA repair
Cellular component (GO): nucleolus; cytoplasm
Molecular function (GO): RNA endonuclease activity producing 5'-phosphomonoesters, hydrolytic mechanism; single-stranded RNA binding
Source: RefSeq, a predicted model, not a curated record
UACUAGUCACACAGUCUGAAGGAGGAGCAGACAGACACGGGCAGUUUGCAUUAGUGAAACUGAAAGCAACUGUAUUCUAUGUCAGUGAAUGUCUAUAGCUGUUGUCACUGGUCUCCCAUGGCAUUUAUGCACACUAUUGGGUGACGUGACAACUUAAAAACAAUCAGUUGUCAUAAGACCUGGCCGUGUGCGUUGGCAGGAACAAUGUUAACAAAGUAAUUUAUUUACUGUGGGUGUAUGUGGUUACAGGAGUACACUUGUCAAAACUUUAGUGUCACCAUACAUCAGUGUGAGUCGCUAUUGGCUAAUGGCGUCAUUGGAAAGCAGAAAACAAUAAUAUGGAGUUCACUGACAGACCUGAAACACAAGUAUCGGAAGCACCGGGUGAAGGUGAAGAAGAACAGAACUCUAAAGAGGAAGCAGAAACGCUAACCAGAUGGGAGAGGGAGCAACAUGAUCUGAAGGAAAAACUUAUAACCUGCAACACAGAGGAAUGGCAGGAUCACCCUGAAUUUGUGGGACUGGAGAGAAUUGGUGGGGUUGAUCUGUCUUACCCUAAAGAAAAUGAUAACACUGCGUGUGCCUCACUGGUUGUCUUGAGCUACCCAGCGAUGGAGGUAAUUUAUGAAGAGUACAACAUGGUGACCUUAGAUGCCCCCUACAAAGCAGGUUUCUUGGCUUUUCGGGAGGUGCCAUCCUUAGCUGCAGCACUGCAGAAGCUGAAGGAGAAGGAUCCUGGCAUGAUGCCCCAGGUGCUUUUUGUGGAUGGCAAUGGGAUUCUACAUCACAGGGGGUUUGGAGUAGCUUGCCAUCUGGGCAUACUCACCAACCUGCCAUGCAUAGGGGUUGCCAAGAACCUGCUUCAGGUUGAUGGUUUGGCGAAUAAUGAUGAGCACAAAGAACAGAUCCGACAGCUGCAGGAUAGUGGCGAUAUGUUUCAACUGACCGGCGACACAGGCUGCAUUCUGGGCACUGCCUUAAAGAGUUCCAGCAAGAGCUCUAAACCUAUCUAUAUCUCUGUGGGACAUAAAAUGAGCCUAAAGUCAGCCGUGCGCUUGGUCCACUUAUGUUGCAAGCACAGGGUGCCUGAGCCCAUCCGACAGAUCAACAUUAUACUCCUACUCCAUUACCUCUGCUGUUGUGUUUCAGUACUGGUUUGGCUGUCUGCUAUGAGAUUGUCUAUGGAUGGCGUACCUUCCGCAAUGAAAACGUUUAUUUCUACAGCCUUUAUGAAGGCCUUGGCUGCACUGCCACUUUCAAAUAAGCGAAAAAGAUAUCUAUCCACAUAUUGUGAUAGGUUGGCAGUCACAGAAUCUAUGCCGGAUAUUAUUGGCCUGCCUGGUGGGUCCGUAAGGGACUUAUGUAUCUUAGGCUGAUAUUCGAUCAAGGGAGUUUCUACGCAAAAAAACUACAUCUGCAUCUGAAAGUCAUGGGACAAGAUGAUCCUUCUUCUGAUCAUGGGUAUCUGAUGGUUCCUACAUGACGUAAAACAACUGGGCACCAGUACAUCUUUAGCUCCAUAGGUUUAAGUGGGAGGACAAAACAAAUGAGACCUUCUUCAUUUCUCGCUACACAAACACAUCCUUGAGAGGCUAUUAAUCUUUUUACACAGUCAUUAACCGCUCACUCCAAAAUGUUAUUGACGGCUUUUUAAUGAUGCAUAAAGCUAACAUUGCUCCAGAUUUUACAUUAUUUUUAUGAAUGUAGUUAAAAUGUAUUUAAAUCUAUGUUGCAUUCGCCUACAUUAAAACACUUGGGGUCUAAGGCGUUAAUAAUAAUAAAUGGAUAUAUUUUAAAUAGAAUAAGACUUUAAUUCAAUGUUCUUUCUCAUUUCAAAGUCUUAGCUGAUGUUUACAAAAUUGAAUGUCUUCCAAGGAUUAUCUUCGCUGCGUUGAGAAAUGUAUUUGCUUUCCUCUUGUUCUUAUGGAAGAUCUGGUGUUUGUAGUAAAUCCAACUUACCCAGUUUAAGAAAGAAAUUGCAUUUUUUUAUCUUUGCUAUUGGAAAGCUUGAUAAAAGUCUGGUACUCACAGCAGUUGGAACCAAACAUGAUAUAUUCAUUCAUCUCUUUUACAUUAUUUUAUUUAAGGAACAAGAGACUCAAAAUUUAAAGGUAUAUGAAACUCUAAUUCCAUUUGACAGAUCAAUGCAAUAAUAAAAUAUAACUAAAUACUUA